UAUGUAAUACUAAAUGGAAAAUAUUUAUGUGACUAUAAUUUGUAAUGGAAUGUUUUUUAUGGUUUUGUACCUGUUUCCGUGCAAAGAUUCAAAUUCUGCGGUCGGUGCGCCAAAUAAUAGAUGCCUUUGCCUGUGUUGCAACAUGACGUAUCGUCUAACACCGCUAACCAACACUGCAUAAGUAAGCCCAAGUGAAAAGCGAAAAUAACUCGGUUGGAAGAGAGAAAGUAAACACCGUAUGCACAGAAUCAGCAGGUCAGCAAUAGCCAGCUAGGACAUUGACGCACCGCCCAAGCAGGAAAACACCAGGGCAGGCAAUCACGACCUCAAAAACAGCCUAGCGCUUCUCACUCUCCAGAGCGUUCUCAAUUAAAUGGCAAAUGGGAACAACGGCAAUGCAAGCGACACGACAACGGCCACCCCACAGCAGCAGCAGGAACAGCGGCUACCACAGAGCGCCCAGCAAUCAAACCUGACUGCGGCGACCGAGUCUUUAAAAGAGCCCGCAUCCAUUACCCUGGGAGUAAACGAUCUCGUGGCGGAUCUCUGUCUAAACGAUCGAAGCAGUGGGGACUUCACGAGUAUGCGGACCUCCACGAGCGGCGCAGGCACUGGAGCUGCCUCUACGUCUUCGUUUUCCUUUAAGCACUUUCUAAGCAACACAGGCACUGUGACCGCUCCUUCAAGCACGGUGACUUCAGUGGAUGCGUCAGCAGCGGUGCAGACAUCCACCGGCGCCCGGCCCAAAGUGCCUCAAUCAGCGUCCGCCUCCCACAUGCAGCCCCCUGAUGUAAAUGGAAGCAACUCCUCAUCAAAAAUGAAGCGCUCGCCGCGCUUCAGCUCUUUCGACUCGCAGGCGAGUCUGGCUGAAUUUGCGGCUUGCGGAGGAGGAUCCCAACACCGUUUGCGACCUGACCAACGGUUGGGAGUGGGUCAUGGAGUGUUACACGCAGCCCUCGACAACGACGACGAUGACGACCACGUGACACUAGCGCAGGUGCGCAACAGCAGGCUUUAUGACGAACGGAUAGAUGACGACAUUUUCCCAUCGGCCGCAUCCAACCUUCAGCCCGCUGCUGGGACACGAUAUGUACCGCGCUCCUACUCUAGCUAUGAGAUGCCGCAAGUUUCAUGUCCCACCUCCUCGCCACGGCGCCGGCCGUCUGGAAACAGAGACCAGCGCCCCAACCGGCUGGUUCUAUCUAGCGGGUCCAAAAUGAAACUGGAUCUGCCAUUAGAUGCGGCAAAUGCGACAGGUGUGGGAGCUAGUGGAGGCGCUGGGACUGCAGCUACUCUGCCUGACUUUGUGCAGGAUCAUCUGCCGGAUGCUUGGUGUGUUGGCCAGGACGCGCAGCUAAGCUCUCCCCCAAACACCCCCUUAGGCGCUGCGCAGGCACCGAGUGCCGCGGCGUGUCUCCUGCCAUCCGCCCUCGCGUCUAUGGGUUUACCCAGUGCUGUCGCCCUCCCAGGUCCGCUCGGAGAGCCGCCCACUGGCCCCACCGUCAAAGUGCUGCCUGAUUUCCUGUCCGAUGGAUCCAUAAUUCAUUCGUCCCAACGCCUAGCUGAUGUAGCUAUUGGGCUGCCCUCCAACGCCAUUGACUCGCCGCCCCAGGACGUAGGCGGAACUCUGUGUGCAUUGCGUCAGGAGAACGAUCGUUUGCAGCGCGAGCUGCAGGAUGCACGCAUAGAGCUAAAUGCGCAGGCCAGAAGGGCUAGUGAGUUUGAGCAGCAAUUGGUUCAACUCCAAGAGGCCACAGAGCGACGGGAAGCACUGGCCUUGGCAACUAACACGCAGACUACACAGCGCCUAAGGCUCCAAAUAGCCCAAUUGGAGGCCGAACUUAUUACCCUACGAAGCGGUGGCAGCUUUGAUGGUGCUGCUGGAGGGGUUCCGUCAGCCAACUCUGGCAGUGCAGCCAAUAGCGGCACUAGCUCUGCGCGAUCGUCUAGAGCGCAUCAGCUAUCAAGGGAUCUUCUGCGGGCAGCCGACACGGCGGAGCAGAAUCUUAGGCAACUGCUGACUGGCGUGGAAAACCUGCGCCAGAUGGCGGCAAAUCUGGAGCAUCCGAUACAGCCAACGACAGCACCACGGAGUCCAGAUCUGUACAGCGAUUCCAACUGAAUGCCCGAAGUGAACUCUUGAAUUAAGAUCGGUUAUUGUUGUUUGUGUAAUCAUUGUGCUAGAGCUUGUUUUUAGCGGGCUCGUGUCCAUACAAAUAUAUUCUGUUGCAUUGGACUGAAAAAUGCUGGGCGGAAGGACAAUGUUAAGAAUCAAAGCGCAAAUUCGUGAUGUUGGUUAAUAAGGAUAAAAAUAUAUAAUAAUUACUUGAUGAUAUUCGAGAAGCCUGCUGAAUAUUUACGGGUAAAUAACGCCACAAUACUCAGCCACUGCAACAGAAAACAAAUAACGCACUGAGUCCAGAAUUGACAGAUCGGCGAACCGAUAAACGCAUAUAUAUUUUUUGUUAUAAACGAUGGAUUACCUGUGCACUUCAGUAGUUUGUGUUGCAGUAUAUAGCAAACCAGGAUUAAAAUAAAACUUUAGAAGAUAA
This is a messenger RNA of Drosophila serrata, 2552 nucleotides long. RefSeq names its product lethal (3) 04053. NCBI's taxonomy places the organism in Eukaryota, Metazoa, Arthropoda, Insecta, Diptera, Drosophilidae. The record is from RefSeq and is a predicted model, not a curated record.